Messenger RNA from Ananas comosus (pineapple), 1209 nucleotides. RefSeq names its product zinc finger A20 and AN1 domain-containing stress-associated protein 6-like. The transcript has 2 exons. The record is from RefSeq and is a predicted model, not a curated record. The coding region runs from base 317 to 841 and encodes 174 amino acids. Gene Ontology annotation, molecular function: DNA binding; zinc ion binding. NCBI's taxonomy places the organism in Eukaryota, Viridiplantae, Streptophyta, Magnoliopsida, Poales, Bromeliaceae.
UCUCCCCCACCCACCACCCACCUCCACCACUUCUCCCUUACGCAAAUGGGAUCGGAAAAAAUUUAAAUUGGAAAAAAAAAAGAAAAAGUUAGCCCCAAAUUUCUCAAAACCCUAACCUAACGAAUCGAAAUCACUUCCCCAUCCUCGAGCAAAAUCGGAUCGUCCAACGAAUCCAAGGAACAAACAUUGGCUAAUCGGUGCGUAAUAUUGGAAGAGAAGUAGCUAUUUAAUCAUCUCUCCUGUUGAAGCAUAAAAUUUGCUUCUUGUUCGGGGGGUUAAUUCGACGCGCGUAUUAGUCUUGUGUGUGUCGCCAAGAAUGGCCCAGGAGAGCUGGAAGAAAGAGACCGACGAGACCGAAUACCGAACCCCCGAAGUGCCGAUCCUUUGUUCCAACAAUUGUGGCUUCUUCGGAAGCGCGGUCACCAACAAUCUUUGCUCCAAAUGCUAUAGAGACUUCAUGAUGAAGCAGCAAGAGACUGCUAUUCCAACUGUUGCUAAAGUCGAAAACAUGCCUACGGUUGAAUCUUCUUCUUCUUCUUCUUCUUGUGCUCCAAUUGAACCUCUCGUGGAAAGCUCGGAGAACAACAACGAGACCCGUCUUGUGAUCUCUAAGAGUAAAGAAGUGGAGGAUCAUGGGAAGAGCCGAGCGGCUAACCGAUGCUUUAUGUGUCGAAAAAAGGUGGGUCUUACUGGAUUUAAGUGUCGUUGUGGGGGCACGUUUUGCUCGGCUCACCGCUUUUACGAGACCCACCAAUGCUCCUUUGAUUACAAGACCGUUGGUCGCGAGGCGAUAGCCAAGGAGAAUCCUGUAGUAAAAGCCGAGAAGAUUAAGAAGAUAUGAAGGUGGCUUCAGAAGAAAACUAAAUGCUUUUGGAGAUAUAGGGAUCGCACUUUCUCAUUCGCGUCGUCGGUGGGUGCUUUCGGAAUAUAUUCUUGUUCUCGUGAUCGAGCUUUUCCAAAAGGAUUGCUGCUGCCGGAAAAACCCAUUUGGCUGCCCUGUAGAUUUGUGUGGAUGUUGCACGAACUUGUAAUCACAAAUAAUUUGAACAGAAAUUGUAUUUAAACUCGAUACUGUAAUCCCCUUUAAAUGUCCUUUGUUGGUCUUAAAUGUGUAAUCUUCUAUGGGCGGCGACAAACAUGUCUGUUCAUCUGUAGAUGCUCUGCUUCUGCCAUAUUGGUGGGAAAUUGAAUCAUGCUUCCUUUUCAUGA